GAGUGACAGUGUGCUGCGCUCUUAAGUUUCUCAGAUUUGAAUCCGCUCUAUAACCAGGACUAUUCUUGCGAAAACUAUUCCUGCAAUGACGAAGUUACACUUUAAAGAGUCCUUUUGGGGAGGUGACUUCAUCAGUAACGUAGGGUAUGAGAUACUCGUUCAACGUCUAAAUGAAGGUCGACGGACAUGCAAAGACCUGGAAGAGCUUUUAAAAAUGAGGGCAGCAGCAGAGGAGAAAUAUGGAAAAGAAUUAGUCGCAAUUGCCCGCAAGGCCGGUGGGUUAUAUGAGAUCAGCACAUUAAGAACAUCUUUUGAUGAAAUGAAAACACAAAUCUCCAACAUAGGAAACCUGCAUAUUCAGCUGUCUGAUCUCCUGAAGAAUGAGAUGAAGAAGAUGGAGCAGUUCAGAGAGCGACAGAAAGAACAGAGGAAAAAGUUUGAAGCCAACAUGGAGAAGGUUCAAAAAUCAAAAGUGUCUCUCUAUAAGAAAACAAUAGAAUCUAAAAAAGCGUAUGAUCAGCGGUGCAGAGAGGCUGAUGAGGCAGAUCAAGGUGCUGAGAAGAUGAGCAGCAUUUCAACUGCCACUCCAAAACAGAUUGAGAAGAUGCAGAACAAGUCCAAACAGUGCAGAGAAGCAGCCAUAGAAGCUGAGAAACAGUACCAAUCCAACAUCCAGCAGCUGGACCAGAUUCGGCAAGAAUGGGAAUCCACACACAUCGACACAUGUGAGAUGUUUCAGCAGCAGGAAGAAGAUCGUAUUCAUAUUCUAAGGAAUGCUUUGUGGAUACACUGCAACCAUUUGUCACUACACUGUGUGAAAGACGAUGAGUGUUACGAGGAAGUACGAACAACUUUGGAAAAUUGUGACAUCAUUACAGACAACAACUUAUUCAUUAAUACGCAUGCCACUGGCUCAACUCCCCCAGCUCCAAUUGAAUACCAGAAAUACUUUGACAGUGAUGCUGUAGGGGACAGAAAUGUUGGCGCUGGGAUUAUGAGCGGAAUGAUGAAGAAGUUUUCCAACAUGCUGCAGGGGAACAGUUCAUAUGAUUCCAAGUUAAGCAUCAAUGAACCAACUGAGCAAUCGACUGUAGACCCGUCAGAUGGACUAUACGCCUCCGUUUCUGUACAUCGUGGAUCCCAGGAGAACUGUGAGGAGUACACGGUUGCCUACGACUAUGUGGCUCAGGUUGAUGAAGAGCUGUCUGUGUCUGCUGGAGAUGUUGUGGUCGUUGUCGAACAAGGUGUGGAUGGCUGGUGGACGGUGCAGAAGAAUGGUCUUACGGGAUUUGUUCCUGGCUCUUAUCUUACUAAGGAAUGGCAUUAAUGACAGUCACACUGCAUGUGGAACUUUCUGGAUGCCAUCAUGCUUCUUCAUGAAAUAUGCACUGUAUUUUCCUGAUAAAAAAGUUUCUUGAAGAGGAAAAAGUUGUAUGUAUAAGUUACACCAGAGUAUAAGUCAGAGUUUUUUUUCUGAACCAUCAACUCUUUUAUUUGUGAUUUGUACAUUGUUUUCAUGUAUUUUUUAUUACUGGUAUUUAUGUUUUAUUCUUAACAUUUAUUUUUGUCCGUUGAUUCCUGGUAAAGUCCUACAGUACAUCCAGAAAGUAUUGACAGUGCUUCACUUUUUCCACAUUUUGUUAUGUUACAGCCUUAUUACAAAAUGAAUAAAAUUAUUUUUUUUCCUC
Thalassophryne amazonica is the source of this 1688-nucleotide messenger RNA. It is a transcript of the gene pstpip1a, whose product is annotated as proline-serine-threonine phosphatase interacting protein 1a. Gene Ontology annotation, biological process: actin filament polymerization. The transcript is spliced from 15 exons. Gene Ontology annotation, cellular component: actin filament; cytoplasm; plasma membrane. The coding region runs from base 86 to 1327 and encodes 413 amino acids. NCBI's taxonomy places the organism in Eukaryota, Metazoa, Chordata, Actinopteri, Batrachoidiformes, Batrachoididae. Gene Ontology annotation, molecular function: actin filament binding. The record is from RefSeq and is a predicted model, not a curated record.